CUUGUCAAUUUGUUAUACUAUGUUUUCAGAGCCCUGAUGCUUUAUAUCUUUGAAUUCAAUUUGAAAUGGAACUUGUUCGCAAAAGAUAUUAAUACAGUGUAGCUGAUUCAGUGAAACGUAAAGAAAGUGAGCAAUAUGUAUUCAGGUAGCGAUUCCAACGAAUCUCAAAAGUAUCCCCAAUGGGCCCUUAAUCCGGCUUCUUACCAAAACAUGCCCAAUGAGCAAGUGGACUGGGCGGCUUUAGCACAACAGUGGAUAAUUAUGAAAGAAGCAGGGCCCCCGCCGAUACCAGGAGAACAGCCACCUGUAGUAAAUAAGAAGGUUAAGGAACGCCACGGCGGCGGAGAGGCAGAUAUGGAAGUUGAGAAUGAGAGAGAAGCUCCACCCGCUCCCGUUUGGAGCCCCAGUGAACCACCGCCCCCUCCGGGGGCUGAACCAUGGAACUGGAAUUCUCAAACCCAAAACUGGAACUGGAAUAAUGCUUGGAUACCACCAAGUGCUGUACCCCCUCCACCCAGUAUUACUUCCAUCAAGCCCCCUUUAUUACCAACUCCAAACAAUGCCUACAGUGCACCGCCUGAGAGUAGUAGUGAUAAUGCUGUACCAUUUGGCGGAUAUCACUCAGGAUCUAACAAAGAAUAUAAUAAUUCAACUUUUUGGAGUGGUUCCAGCAGUAGUCACAAACACAUAAAACCACAUAAUAAACGAUACAGCAAAGUCAAUGUUCCCGUACGUGCUACAGUUCCGUUGCCCUCAAAUAUACCUCCACAGGAAACGGCACCUUCCACUCCACCCACUCCUUCUUUGGAUGCUGCCAAAAGAAAACAAUUACCGGCUUGGAUUAGAGAAGGUUUGGAGAAAAUGGAGAAAGAUAAGUUGAAGCAAAUGGAGAAAGAAAAACAGAAGCAAGAAAGGGAAGAAUUUAUGGAAAAAAAUAGACAAAACAAUAAAGAAACUAUUGAAAUUUUGAAAAGUACUAUGAAAGAACGCCAAAGAAGCCGAUUCGAUAGUGAUGGAGAAAAUUCAGAGGAGGAAAGCAAGGUUCAUAAAAAAGAGGCAAGUCCCGAUCCAGUGCCCUUAACGUCAGAAGAAUUGAUAUUGAAGGUGCGUAGGACCAUGACAGAAAUUCUACUGAAUGUAACAAAUCAUCAAAUAGAAGCUAUAUGUAAGGAAGAACUCCAACGUUUCACAAAAAAGUACAAAGCUUCAGAUCUGCGUUCUUCAGCACCCAGCGGUGCCAACAUUAGCAGCAGACUUGGAUUGGGAAUGUAUGGUGAGGACUCAGAAAGUAGCAGCGAAGAUGAAAGAGAUAAGAAAGAGGAAUACUCCCAGGAUUCUCUUGAUUCUGAUGAUGAUUUAAAGGAUUCAAUAAGGCGAAAGAUAACUGACUUUCAAAAGACAGAAAGAGAGAUAGAAGAUAGAUUAGAUGAAGUGGAAAGGCGGAAACCGAGCAGCAGAUCUUCUAGUCCGGACUCGAACGAUAAUGACUCACAGGUAGACGCGAGAUCUCAAGUUACAGAUCACAAGUACAAUCAAGAGGACAAAGUGUCUCAGCAGCCUCCCAAAACAAAAAGAUCCCCUUCAAAUUCUUCUGAAGCCAGUGACUUUUCAAACAAUAGGUCCAAAAAUAGUCGUAGGUCCUCAUCAUCAGAAUCCAAAGAGUCUUACAAAAAGCCCAAAAGAAAUCACCGCAGUAGAUCUAUGAGCUCUGAAAAGCGACACCGAACUAUAUCAAGUUGGUCAAGAUCGAAAUCACCCCCUAAAAAAAGUGACUCGAAAAGAGACUCGAAUAGUUUAAGGAGAGAAUCUACAAGUUCCAGAAAAAAAUCAUCUAAGCGCUCUAGAUCCAGAUCAUAUUCGCGAUCUCGAAGAUCGCGGUCUUCUUCAUACAAGAGGUCCCGACGAUCACGAUCUAGAGGUAGAUCUAGGAAAUCGAGGUCUUCUUCAAGAAGUAGAUAUUCCAGAAGAUCACCUUCAAGUAGUAGAUCAGAUAGGAGAAGGAGGAAAAGGGGAAGGCGGUCGAGGUCAAUCAGUAGCGGCAGGGGUAAGAGGUCUCACAGACAUUGAACAAUCCUGAACUGAAAAAGGUGUGUAAAUACUGUCAAAAAAUUCUCCAGCAGACUAUCAACUGAAAAUUUUGAAUUGUAUAUAUUAAAAUACACAUUUUAGGGUAGUCAGUUCACAUAGCUUUAGGAUUUCUUAAAGAUUAUGAAUUUUUGUUGAAAGAAAAUCAAUACAUUUUUCAAAUGUUAAACUGCCAAUGUUUUAUUGUAGUGUGGAUGAUAAAGAAGUAUUUUUUUUUAUUUCAAUAAAUAUGUACAAUCAAAUCA
This is a messenger RNA of Leptinotarsa decemlineata (Colorado potato beetle), 2330 nucleotides long. RefSeq lists its product as uncharacterized. The record is from RefSeq and is a predicted model, not a curated record. Lineage: Eukaryota; Metazoa; Arthropoda; Insecta; Coleoptera; Chrysomelidae.